Molecule: messenger RNA, 2157 nt
Organism: Penicillium brevicompactum
Lineage: Eukaryota; Fungi; Ascomycota; Eurotiomycetes; Eurotiales; Aspergillaceae
Product: putative disulfide isomerase
Exons: 4
Coding region: 1-2157 (718 amino acids)
Cellular component (GO): endoplasmic reticulum
Molecular function (GO): protein disulfide isomerase activity
Source: RefSeq, a predicted model, not a curated record
AUGAAAUCAUCUUGGCUGAGGUGGUCCCUCCUCUCACUGUUGGCCGUGCCUGCGUUGGGUACGCCAUCAGAUGCCUCCCCGGAUCAGGGAUCAGGGGACGCCCUCGUUAAGAGGUGGGGGGAAUUGGUGGACUCCGAUCAACCCACGACAUUCAACGAGGCCGAGGUCCCCCCGUUGACGCAGCUGACACCAGACAAUUUCGAAGAACUGACCAAAGAUGGUUACUGGAUGGUCAAACACUACUCCCCCUCCUGUCCCCACUGUAAGACGGCUGCUCCAAUUUAUCAGACUCUGUAUGAGUACUACUACACCUCCAAUCCCUUGUUCUACUCCGCAGCGAAGCCUGACGAGCCCGAGUCUCUCAAGUCUUUCACCGGUCACUACAACUUCCAUUUCGCGUCCAUGAACUGUCUGGCGUACAAGGACUUCUGUACAGAGAAGAACAUUGAAUUCUACCCCGCCUGGGUGUUCUACGAUAAGGGAGUUCAACAGAUUACCCCCAGUGGAGUCAAUCGGAUGUCGGACAUUGCGCAAAUCAUCGAAAACAAGCUCGAGCAGAUCAAACCUGGGUCUAGACCCUCGCAGGGUGUGGAAUUGCCCAAGAUCAACGCUCGGAGUAUGGAAAUGGUUGCGAAGCCAGAAGUUGCCAAGUCUACUGAGAAGACGGCCGUCGAGAAGGAGAGCAUCAAGACUGCGGAGCUCGAGGGCUCCAGUCCUGAUGCCGUCAAGGCCAAACUUCAAGGAAGACCGGCCAACCCAUUGGGUGUCUCCAUCCCUCUCACAGCGGAGAGCUUCCAGAAGCUUGUGACUACCACCCACGAUCCCUGGAUCAUCAAGUUCUUUGUUCCGUGGUGUGGACAUUGCCAGGCUUUGGCGCCGAACUGGAACUCAAUGGCCAAGGAGAUGAAGGAUACCCUCAACGUCGGUGAAGUCAACUGCGAGGUCGAGAGAAGGCUUUGUGAGGAUGCUCGCGUGAGCGCAUACCCCACAAUCUACUUCUUCCGGGGCGGAGAGAGGGUCGAGUACACCGGACUACGUGGCCUAGGAGAUCUCAUCUCUUACACCAGCAAGGCUGUCGGCGUCGGCUCAAGUAUUCAGGAUGUUGAUGCUACCAGUUUCAAGGAGUUGGAACAAACUGAAGAGGUUCUCUUCUUGUACCUCUAUGACCACGCCACGACCUCUGAAGAUUUCGAGGCCAUGAACCGACUGACCCUCAGUCUCGUGGGUCACGCUCGCAUGGUCAAGAGUGAUAGCGCUCAGCUGUCUGAGCGCUUCAAGAUCUCUACCUGGCCCCGUCUUCUGGUCGUACGUGACGGACGUCCAAACUACUACAACGCCCUCGCUCCAAAGGACAUGCGUGACUUCCGCCAGAUCCUUUCGUGGAUGCAGACCGUGUGGCUUCCCAUUGUCCCCGAGCUCACUGCCUCGAACGCGCAAGAGAUCAUGGACCACAAGUUCGUCGUUCUGGGACUUCUCAGCCGCCGCCGCAGCGACGACUUCAAGCAAUCCCGACGUGAAUUGAAGGAGGCCGCCCUCGAAUGGAUGGACAAGCAGGUUCAACUGUUCCGUCUCGAGCGCGCCGAGCUUCGUGAUUCCAAGCAGUUGCGUAUCGAGGAAGCCGAUGACCGCAAUGACCAACGUGCCCUGCGAGCUGCGAAGAACAUGCGUAUCACCAUUCGCGAGGACGACAAGAAGCAGGUUGCCUUCGCUUGGGUGGACGGAGACUUCUGGGAGCGCUGGCUGCGAACCACCUAUGGAAUUUCCGUGGAGACUGGUGAUCGUGUGAUCGUCAAUGAUGAAGAUAACCGCCGCUACUGGGACACCGCAUCCAGUGGAGCUCCCAUCAUGGCCUCUCGCACGUCCAUUCUGGAGACCAUUCCUCUCGUCAUUGCUUCCCCCUCGAAGCUCUCACCUAAAUCCACCGUCGGCACUUUCGAAACCUUCUUCUUCUCCACAUGGUCCCUCCUUAGCAGCCACCCGAUCCUCUUUAUCAUUCUGGGCAUCGUGCUCGCCGUGGCCACUGUCUUUGGACGUGGACGCCUUCGCCGCGGGGAUAACCGCGGUGGUAUUAUUGGUAACACCAACAAUGGUGGAUUCUUCCACCUCGAUGGCAAGGAGGGCUUCUUGAAUGGAGGCUCGACCGACAAAGUCGACUAA